This is a messenger RNA of Lagopus leucura (white-tailed ptarmigan), 1910 nucleotides long. Its product is annotated as histamine H3 receptor-like. NCBI's taxonomy places the organism in Eukaryota, Metazoa, Chordata, Aves, Galliformes, Phasianidae. Gene Ontology annotation, biological process: adenylate cyclase-activating adrenergic receptor signaling pathway. The transcript has 3 exons. Gene Ontology annotation, cellular component: membrane. The record is from RefSeq and is a predicted model, not a curated record. Gene Ontology annotation, molecular function: histamine receptor activity.
AUGGGGCAGGGCUCGGCGCGGCUCAACCAGUCCGGCGUUUCGCGGGCGGCCGGCGGCGCCUGCGCGGCGGACGGGCAGCGCGCGGGGCCCUUCUCCGGCGCCGCCGCGGCGCUGCUGGCGGCGCUCGUGGGGCUGCUGGUGCUGGUCACGGUGCUGGGCAACGCCCUGGUCAUCCUGACGUUCGUGGUGGACCGGCGCCUCCGCACCCAGGGAGACUUCUUCCUCAACUUGGCCGUCGCCGACCUCCUGGUGGGCGGCUUCUGCAUCCCGCUCUACAUCCCCUACAUGCUCACGGGCGAGUGGAGGCUCGGCCGGGGCUUGUGCAAGCUGUGGCUGGUGGUGGACUACCUGGUGUGCACCGCCUCCGUCUUCAACAUCGUCCUUAUCAGCUUCGACAGGUUCAUCUCUGUCACCAAGGCGGUGAGUUACAGAGCACAGAAAGGGAAGACCAGAAAUGCAAUACUGAAGAUGAUCACUGUAUGGAUUGCUGCUUUUCUUCUCUACGGUCCAGCCAUUCUCAGCUGGGAGUACGUAGCCCAGAAGAGCAUCCUUCCAGAAGGAGAAUGUCAUGCAGAGUUCUUCUACAACUGGUAUUUCCUAAUGAUUGCUUCUACCAUUGAAUUCUUUACACCUUUCAUCACUGUUACAUACUUCAACUUAAGCAUUUACCUCAAUAUUAGGAAACGCAUAUCCCUUAGAAAUGAAAACUUAUCUCCUGGCCAAGAGGACUGUGAGAUGAGUUUCCGAGGGAAAAAAAGGGAACACACCAUAUUUUUGGUAAAACCUGCUAACAGACAGAAACACAAGAAGAAGAAAGGAAGCAGCCUUUCUCCCCUGCAGAAGGCUUCAAGGCUCAGCCUGUGUAAAUUUGACAGUCAGUCAUUAAAUGUGAAUGUCAAUCAAGACCUUACACCACUUCAGGUGGACGUAGAGACUAAGUCUCAUAGGAACAGUUUCUGUAAAACUACAAAAGACACAGGCAGCGCCACCACGAGAGCAGACGCUGCUAUGACAAACAGAUUUAGACUUACUCGAGAUAAAAGAGUAGCUAAGUCUUUAGCAAUUAUUGUAAGUGUGUUUGGUUUGUGUUGGGCACCUUAUACACUUUUAAUGAUCAUCAGAGCAGCUUGACAUGGGCACUGUGUGUUACAUUCACUUUAUGAGACUUCGUUUUGGCUUCUGUGGGUGAAUUCAGCCAUUAAUCCCAUUCUGUACCCACUAUGCCACAUGAGCUUCAGGAAAGCCUUUAUCAAACUCCUGUGCCCAGGAAAAGUUAAAGUUCAUCCUCAUAUUUUUAUGUAAAAAAAAAAAAAAAGAAAAACCUGUGAAAUUUGUCAGUAAGCACAUCUUGCUUUCAGUGGGAACACAAACUGGCCAAUACUCAUGUAAAUAGUAAAUGCACUGUGCACUGAAUAUUUAAGGGAACACUGAUGAGUAAAUAUUCAGGAACUUAUAGAAUACAGCCAUCUGCAUAGCUGAAGAAAUAGCAAUCAGUGACAACAAAGGUAAUUUCUCAAAGCUCUUCAAGGAUUUGCCUACAGUGUACUUUCUGGUGAUGAUGCACUAGCACUGAAGAGACAAAAAGGGAAUACAAAUUUGAUAUCCAACAACUGGGGAGUGUCUCAUUAUUAAUGUUCAAGUAAAACUGGUAAGAAAUUUGUUAGUUUGGAUUUGUUAUAUUUUGCCCCCAGCCACUCUGUAAGGACUUCAGGGUCUUAGCUGCUAGGUGUAUGCAUUUUGGGGAGGAAAUCCCCAGUCCCUAACCAACUAAUGGUACCAAGGAAAAGCUUGGAACAAGAGGUACCAGAACAGUCAGGUUACCAGAAAAGCUGAACAACUAUACCAAUAAAGGAACACUGACUUGGGUGGAAAAGGUGAUUCGUUUCCACCUUCAUUAGCAUCUUCUACAG